Molecule: messenger RNA, 4581 nt
Organism: Dromaius novaehollandiae (emu)
Lineage: Eukaryota; Metazoa; Chordata; Aves; Casuariiformes; Dromaiidae
Gene: CPSF1
Product: cleavage and polyadenylation specific factor 1
Exons: 38
Coding region: 152-4483 (1443 amino acids)
Cellular component (GO): nucleus; mRNA cleavage and polyadenylation specificity factor complex
Molecular function (GO): nucleic acid binding; protein binding
Source: RefSeq, a predicted model, not a curated record
GGGGAGGACCGCCGUCUCUAUGGUAGCGGCCAGCGCCUCCUCGCCGCCGUCGCUCUAGCGCGCACAUCCGGUCUCUCGCUGGUGGCCGCGGGCGCCGGCGGCGCUUCCGGGGCCGCGUGCGGGGCGCGGCGGGCGCCGGGGAGCCGCCGGGAUGUACGCGGUGUACAAGCAGGCCCACCCGCCCACGGGGCUCGAGUUCUCCAUGUACUGCAACUUCUUCUCCAACGCCGAGCGCAACCUGGUCGUGGCCGGCACCUCGCAGCUCUACGUCUACAGGCUCAACCACGACUCCGAGACCGCGACGAAAGGAGACAGGAACACGGAAGGCAAAGGCCACAAGGAGAAGCUGGAGCUGGUCGCCUCCUUCGCCUUCUUCGGCAACGUCAUGUCCAUGGCCAGCGUGCAGCUGGCAGGAGCCAAGCGGGACGCGCUGCUGCUCAGCUUCAAGGACGCCAAGCUCUCCGUGGUGGAGUACGACCCCGGCACCCACGACCUGAAGACGCUCUCGCUCCACUACUUUGAAGAGCCGGAGCUGAGGGACGGCUUCGUGCAGAACGUGCACAUCCCCAAGGUGCGGGUGGACCCGGACGGGCGCUGCGCCGUCAUGCUCAUCUACGGCACGCGGCUGGUGGUGCUGCCUUUCCGGCGGGACACGCUCACGGACGAGCACGAGGGCGUCAUGGGAGAGGGGCAGAAGUCGAGUUUCCUGCCCAGCUACAUCAUCGACGUGCGGGAGCUGGACGAGAAGCUGCUCAACAUCAUCGACAUGCAGUUCCUGUACGGCUACUACGAGCCCACCCUCCUCAUCCUCUUCGAGCCCAACCAGACCUGGCCCGGGCGGGUGGCCGUGCGCCAGGACACCUGCAGCAUCGUGGCCAUCUCCCUGAACAUCAUGCAGAAGGUGCACCCCGUCAUCUGGUCCCUCAGCAACCUGCCCUUCGACUGCACGCAGGCGCUGGCCGUCCCCAAGCCCAUCGGCGGCGUGGUGAUCUUCGCCGUCAACUCGCUGCUGUACCUGAACCAGAGCGUCCCGCCGUACGGGGUGUCCCUCAACAGCCUCACCAACGGGACCACUGUCUUCCCGCUGCGCAUUCAGGAUGGGGUGAAGGUCACGCUGGACUGCGCUCAGGCCACCUUCAUCUCCUACGACAAGAUGGUGAUCUCGCUGAAAGGAGGGGAGAUAUACGUCCUGACCCUGAUAACGGACGGCAUGAGGAGCGUCCGCUCUUUCCACUUCGACAAGGCGGCCGCCAGCAUUCUCACCACCUGCAUGGUCACGAUGGAGCCGGGCUACCUGUUCCUCGGCUCCCGCCUGGGCAACUCCCUGCUCCUCAAGUACACGGAGAAGCUGCAGGAGCCGCCGAUGAACGUCGUCAAGGACGCGUCGGACAAGCAGGAGGAGCCCCCGAUGAAGAAGAAGCGGUCGGAGUCGUCGGGGACCUGGGCUGGAGGAAAGUCGGCGCCGCAGGACGAGGUGGACGAGAUCGAGGUGUACGGCAGCGAGGCCCAGUCGGGCACCCAGCUCGCCACCUACUCCUUCGAGGUGUGCGACAGCAUCCUGAACAUCGGCCCCUGUGCCAACGCUGCCAUGGGGGAGCCCGCCUUCCUCUCGGAGGAGUUUCAGAACAGCCCGGAGCCGGACCUGGAGAUCGUGCUUUGCUCCGGGUACGGGAAGAACGGAGCCCUCUCCGUCCUGCAGAAAAGCAUCCGGCCCCAGGUGGUGACGACCUUCGAGCUGCCGGGCUGUUACGACAUGUGGACCGUGAUCUCGCCGCAGAAAAAGGAGGAGCCGGAGGAAAAUGCCUCGGGGGAAAACGCGGAAAAGGAGCCUGCGCCCCCCGAGCCCGAGGACGACAGCAAGAGGCACGGGUUCCUGAUCCUCAGCCGGGAGGACUCCACCAUGAUCCUGCAGACGGGUCAGGAGAUCAUGGAGCUGGACACGAGCGGCUUUGCCACGCAGGGACCCACGGUGUUCGCGGGCAACAUCGGCGAGAACCGGUACAUCGUGCAGGUGUCGCCCCUGGGCAUCCGGCUGCUGGAAGGAGUGAAUCAGCUGCACUUCAUCCCCGUGGACCUGGGCUCCCCGAUCGUGCACUGCGCCGUGGCGGAUCCCUACGUGGUGAUCAUGAGCGCCGAGGGCCAGGUGACCAUGUUCGUGCUGAAGAGCGACACGUACGGCGGCAGGACGCACCGGCUCACGCUGCAGAAGCCGCAGCUGCACCACCAAUCGAAGGUGAUCGCGCUGUGCGUGUACCGCGACGUCAGCGGCAUGUUCACCACGGAGAGCCGGGCGGCCAGCACCCGGGACGAGCUCUCCCUCCGGAGCCACUCGGAGGCCGAGACCGUCAUCCAGGACAUCAGCGACACGGUGGACGACGAAGAGGAGAUGCUGUACGGGGACUCCGGGGCGCUCUUCAGCCCUGCCAAGGAGGAGCCGCGCCGCAGCAGCCUCCCCUCGGCGGACAGAGACCCCCACCAGUACAAAGUGGAGCCCACGCACUGGUGUGUGCUGGUGCGGGAGAACGGUGCCAUGGAGAUCUACCAGCUGCCGGACUGGCGCCUGGUGUUCCUGGUGAAGAACUUCCCCAUGGGGCAGCGGGUGCUGGUCGACAGCUCCUUCGGGCAGCCCGCCGCCCAGGGCGACGCCAAGAAGGAGGAGGUGACGCGGCAGGGAGAGCUGCCGCUGGUGAAGGAGGUGCUGCUGGUGGCCCUGGGCAACCGCCAGACCCGGCCCUACCUGCUGGUUCACGUGGAUCAGGAGCUGCUCAUCUACGAGGCGUUCGGCCACGACUCGCAGCUGGGCCAGAGCAAUCUCAAAGUUCGGUUUAAGAAGGUGCCCCACAACAUCAACUUCCGUGAGAAGAAGCUGAAGCAGUCCAAGAAGAAGUCGGAGAGCACGGGCGGCGAGGAGACGGGCGGUGCCCGGGGCCGGGUCGCCCGCUUCCGCUACUUCGAGGACAUCUACGGCUACUCGGGGGUGUUCAUCUGCGGGCCGUCCCCGCACUGGCUGCUGGUGACGUCCCGGGGGGCCCUGCGCCUGCACCCCAUGACCAUCGACGGCACCGUGGAGUCCUUCGCUCCCUUCCACAACAUCAACUGCCCCAAGGGCUUUCUCUACUUCAACCGGCAGGGGGAGCUGCGGAUCAGCGUCCUGCCCGCCUACCUCUCCUACGACGCUCCGUGGCCCGUGCGGAAGAUCCCGCUGCGCUGCACCACCCACUACGUGGCCUAUCACGUGGAGUCCAAGGUCUACGCGGUGGCCACCAGCGUCAUCAACUCGUGCACCCGCAUCCCCCGCAUGACGGGGGAGGAGAAGGAGUUCGAGAGCAUCGAGCGGGACGAGCGCUACAUCCACCCGCAGCAGGAAGCCUUCUCCAUCCAGCUGAUCUCGCCGGUGAGCUGGGAGACCAUCCCCAACACCAGGAUCGACCUGGAGGAGUGGGAGCACGUCACCUGCAUGAAGACGGUGUCCCUGAAGAGCGAGGAGACGGUGUCGGGGCUGAAGGGCUACAUCGCCAUCGGGACCUGCCUCAUGCAGGGUGAGGAGGUGACCUGCCGUGGCCGGAUCCUCAUCAUGGACAUCAUCGAGGUGGUGCCGGAGCCAGGGCAGCCGCUCACCAAGAACAAGUUCAAGGUGCUGUACGAGAAGGAGCAGAAGGGCCCCGUCACCGCCCUCUGCCACUGCAACGGGUACCUCGUCUCGGCCAUCGGCCAGAAGAUCUUCCUGUGGAGCCUGAAGGACAACGACCUGACGGGCAUGGCCUUCAUCGACACCCAGCUCUACAUCCACCAGAUGAUCAGCGUCAAGAACUUCAUCCUGGCCGCCGACGUCAUGAAGAGCAUCUCGCUGCUGCGCUACCAGGAGGAGAGCAAGACGCUGUCGCUCGUCAGCCGGGAUGCCAAGCCCUUGGAGGUCUACAGCGUGGACUUCAUGGUGGACAGCAACCAGCUGGGCUUCCUCGUGUCGGACCGGGACCGCAACUUGCUGGUGUACAUGUACCUGCCCGAAGCCAAGGAGAGCUUCGGCGGGAUGCGGCUGCUGCGCCGGGCCGACUUCCACGUGGGCGCUCACGUCAACACCUUCUGGAGGACGCCGUGCCGCGGCGCCACGGACGGCCCCACCAAGAAGUCCAUUGUGUGGGAGAACAAGCACAUCACCUGGUUCGCCACGCUGGACGGCGGCAUCGGGCUGCUGCUCCCCAUGCAGGAGAAGACGUACCGGCGGCUGCUGAUGCUGCAGAACGCCCUCACCACCAUGCUGCCCCACCACGCCGGCCUCAAUCCCCGCGCCUUCAGGAUGCUGCACAUGGAUCGCCGGAUCCUGCAGAACGCCGUGCGCAACAUCCUGGACGGGGAGCUGCUGAACCGCUACCUCUACCUGAGCACCAUGGAGCGCAGCGAGCUGGCCAAGAAGAUCGGCACCACCCCCGACAUCAUCCUCGAGGACCUGCUGGAGAUCGACCGCGUCACGGCCCACUUCUGAGGGCACCGCGCCCCCCCGCUCCCCCCCCCCCGCCCCGCCACGGACUCUCUCGUGCUCGGGACCGCGCGUUUGUAAAGAAACGGCAGCACCGCCCCAGA